GAACUAAGUUUUCAUUACUUGUUCACAACGUAAACAAACAGUGUCUACUUGGUCACUGGAUACCCACUUUCACUCUCACUCUAUAAAUGUCCUGUUUUUGCCUUCAAAAAACACCGCAUUUUCUUGAAUUCAUAUACCUGCUUGUCUUUUUAGCAACUCAUUCAUCAAUGGAUAGUGGUGGUUAUAGAGGAAAGGCUGGUGCAGGUGCUGCUGCUGGUGGUUGGAGAGGGAGAGGGAGAGGGAUAGGAAGGAGUGGCCAGGAUGGUAGUCUUGGUCGUGGUCGCAGCACCGGUCGUAGUGGUGGUGAUCAUCAAUACCAUACUCGUCAGCAGUUUUAUCAUCAACAGCAACAAUAUAAUCAGCAGAUGUGGGUGUCAAGUCAAGAUGGCCGUGGCAGUGGCCGUUAUGGUGGUCUGAGGCCCACACGCGGUGCGUAUGGUGGUCAUGGAGGAGAAGGAAGAGGAAGAGGGUGGUGCCAAUAUGCUGUUCCGGUUCAAUCACAGAUGGAGUUACAAAGGCCAUCUCCUGAAAGUCUCCCAACAGUUCAAUCACAGAUGGAGUUACGGAGGCCAUCUCCUGAAAGUCUUCCAACAGUUCAAUCACAGAUGGAGUUGCAGAGGACAUUUCCUGAAACUCUUCCUUGUGAUUCACCAAUUGUUCCUGAAAUGCAAUCACUACAAAUUUCUGGACAGUCACCUUCUUCAUCUUCUUCUUCAACUUCUCCUCCAGAAGUUGCAGGCAAACUUAUUCCAAUGAAAAGGCCUGAUAAUGGCGGUAAGAAGGACAUCCGGCGCAUAAGCCUUCAUGCUAACCAUUUUCGGGUUAAGUACAAUCCAGAGACAAUCAUAAGACACUAUGAUAUUGAUGUCAAACUGGACAUGCCCACCAAAAACAAUCUCCCUACGACAUUUUCAAAGACUGUUCUAUCCGCUGUUCGUGACAAGUUAUUCUCAGAUGAUCCCACCAGGUUUCCCAGCCUGUCAAUGACAGCAUAUGAUGGUGAGAAGAAUAUCUUCAGUACAGAGUCAUUACCCACUGGCAAGUUUAAGUUGGAGUUAUCAAAUGAGGAAGGCUCAAAGAUCCAAUCUUUCAAAGUACAAGUCCAGCUAGUGAAUGAGCUCAAAUAUGAGAAGUUGGAUAGUUAUUUGAGUGGCCUAACUUUCACAAUACCUCGUGAUGUACUUCAAGCUAUGGAUGUAGUAACGAAGGAGAAUCCUACAAAGCAAAUGAUUUAUGUUGGUAAAAGUUUUCACUCUACUAGACCUUAUUUACAAGUUGAUCUUGGUCGAGGUGUCAUAGCUUCUGAAGGUAUUAAACACAGUUUAAAAACAACCUCCCAAGGUGCAGCUUUGUGUCUGGACUAUUCUGUUUUGCCACUUCGCAAGCCAAUGCCAGUUAUUGAUUAUCUCAGGGAGGAUAUUCGUGGUUUUGAUUUAAACAAUUUCGCAAGUUUCAGGAAAAAAGUUGAGAAUGCUUUGAAGGGAUUGAAAGUUACUGUGACUCACAGAAGUAGCAAUCAUAGGUACAAAAUUGCAGCAUUAACCGAUGAGAAUGUGCAGGACAUCUGUUUUGAUCUUGAAGACCUGAGUGGAGAUCAAAUACCUCUGAGACGAGUUAGCCUUGUUGAGUAUUUCAAAGAAAAAUACAGCAAGGAUAUUAUGUACAAGGAUAUUCCAUGUUUGGAUUUAGGGAAAAGUAAUAGGAAAAUCUAUGUUCCUAUGGAGUUCUGUGCCAUAACUGCUGGGCAAAGGUAUGGAAAGGAGCGUCUCGAAAAAUAUCAAGCUGAAAAGUUAAGGAAGAUUUCACUGGCUCCACCAAAGGUUAGAGAGAGCACAAUAUAUGGCAUGAUAAGAUCUGGAGAUGGACCUUGUGGGGGAGGUAUCUGCAAAAAUUUUGGAAUUGAGGCAGAUAUGAAUAUGACAUCAGUGAUUGGUCGAGUUAUUGAGCCACCAGAAUUGAAGCUUGGCACUUCAAGGGGAAGAUGGAUGAAGGCAACAGUUGAUAGAAGGAAAUGUGAUUGGAACCUUAACAGAAAUUCAGUAAUUUCCAGCAAACCCAUCACAGUAUGGGGUGUUAUUGAUUUUGGGACUUUUAGUAUUGAAAGGUUCAUUCCUGAUCUGAUUUCUCGGUGCUACAGACUCAACAUUAACAUGGAGAAGCCUGUUUUCUAUAAACGUCUUCAAAUGGGUUUAUUAUAUGAGGCUGAUAAUCUCCACCAACUACUUGAGAAUGUUAAGGACGAGUCUUUUAAAAUUGGUGGUAGCCAUUUGCAGAUUCUUCUCUGUGUGCUGCCUGAACAAGAUCCAGGAUAUAACAAUCUAAAGUGGAUAAGUGAGACCAAAGUAGGCAUUUUAACUCAAUGUUGUUUAUCUGCAAAUGCCAAUAAAUCAAAAGAUCAGUUUCUUGCUAAUGUCGCUUUAAAGAUCAAUGCGAAGCUUGGAGGCAGUAAUAUGGAGCUCCUGACGCAACCUCAGUGCUUGCAGAGUAAAAGUCAUGUUAUGUUCAUCGGUGUUGAUAGUAAUCGCCCUGGCCCUCUUAACGCAACAAGUCCUUCAAUUGCAGCUGUUGUUGCCACCAUGAAUUGGCCUGCUGCGAAUCAGUAUGCUACGCGAAUUUGUCCUCAGGACAAUCGAGCAGAGAAGAUUCUGAAAAUCGGUACCAUGUGUUUGCAGCUAGUGAACACUUAUGCUCAGCUAAAUCAAGUAAGGCCAGACAAGAUUGUCCUAUUUCGAGAUGGAGUUAGUGAUAACCAGUUUGAUAUGGUUCUCAAUGAAGAGUUAAGGGAUAUCAAGAGAACAUUUCGAGCACAGAAUUACUUCCCAACUAUUACUAUUGUUGUCGCGCAGAAACGACACACAACUCGUUUGUUUCUUGACGGUGAUAGAGAAGAAAAUGUGCCUCCAGGCACUGUGGUGGAUACAAAAAUCACAAGCCUUGUUGGGUUCGAUUUUUAUCUCUGUAGCCAUUUUGGUCAUAUUGGGACAAGCAAGCCAGCACAUUACCAUGUGUUAUGGGAUGAGAAUGAUUUUACUUCUGAUCAACUGCAGGAGCUUAUUUAUGGCAUGUGCUUUACUAGUGCUCAAUGCACUAAGCCUGUCUCAUUGGUCCCUCCUGUGUGCUAUGCCGACCGUGCUGCUUAUCGGGGCCGGCUCUACCAUGAUUCAAUUGAGUGGGAUCAUUCUUCAGCUUCAUCUUCAUCUUCAUCGAAGGCUUCUUUUGACGAGAAGUUCUACAGGUUGCAUCCUAACCUGGAGAAUUCAAUGUUUUUCAUUUGAGAUGCCAUGCCAUUGCUCAUCUCAUUUCCUUCUUUCCUGUCAUGCGAAGGAAAGAAAAUAGCUAUAUAUAUAUAUAUUCAAAACCUGUAAGUAUGUAGGUACAUACGAGUUGUUUGUAUUGCUGAAUGAAAUUUGUGCUUUUCUUUUCCAAGCUCCCUUUCUUCUGCAGAAAGGAAAAGCAGUUUGUGCGUGAAUCUAAUGUUGUUGAAGUAGGUGUGUUUUUGAGUGUAGUGUUUAGCCUUGAAUGGACUAUGCUGGCCAUAAAGGAAUAAAUGUGUUUAUGUUCUUUCAAUUAAGCAACAAAGUGUCUAGUUGUGUUUGUGUUCUA
Jatropha curcas is the source of this 3603-nucleotide messenger RNA. Its product is annotated as protein argonaute 2. NCBI's taxonomy places the organism in Eukaryota, Viridiplantae, Streptophyta, Magnoliopsida, Malpighiales, Euphorbiaceae. Gene Ontology annotation, molecular function: RNA binding; protein binding. The record is from RefSeq and is a predicted model, not a curated record.